Messenger RNA from Episyrphus balteatus (marmalade hoverfly), 1515 nucleotides. RefSeq names its product protein angel (gene angel). The record is from RefSeq and is a predicted model, not a curated record. NCBI's taxonomy places the organism in Eukaryota, Metazoa, Arthropoda, Insecta, Diptera, Syrphidae. The transcript has 4 exons. The coding region runs from base 57 to 1415 and encodes 452 amino acids. Gene Ontology annotation, molecular function: 3'-5'-RNA exonuclease activity.
UUCUUUUCUCAGUUAUUUUUCUCAGAAAAUGUACUGUGUUGUUUUGGUUGGUCUUCAUGAAUCCCCUUUUGAGACGUAUCCAAAUAGUUUACCCAAUAUUUACCAAUAAAAUAUACAAGCAAUGGUACAAUUCACAAACUAAACAAAGAUAUUUUUCCCAAUUCAUUAAUGAAAGACCAAUUCCAUUUAAAAAAAUGUUUGAGCAACCUCGAUCCAGUCAAACAGAUUAUUCGACAGAUGUUAACUCCAAGUAUCGAUAUUGGAAAAAGCUCUCGGCCAAACCAAACCCUCAAACAUCCGGGCUGCCGUUUACUCUUGUCUCGUACAACAUUCUUGCACAGGAUCUUCUUCUCCAGCAUAUAUAUCUUUACAGGCAAUCCAAUCAAUUAUAUCUGAGAUGGAGUUACCGUUCGGCAAGAAUAACCGAAAAGAUAAUCCAACAAAAACCAGAUAUAAUCUGCCUACAGGAAGUUCAGGAAAAUCAUUUGGAUGACAUCAUGACAAGUAUCAGAUCUCAAAUGCCUUCCAUGUCCUGCUUAUUUAAAAAGAAAACUGGACCAAAAUCUGAUGGCUGUGCUAUAAUAUACAACAACAAAUUGUUCGAACUUAUUUUGCAAGAUGUUGUUGAAUUCUUUCGACCAGAUAUUCAACUUUUAGAUAGACAUAAUAUUGCACUAAUUGCAAAAUUUCGUUGUAAAGCAAGAAAAGAGGCUAAUUUUGUAGUAAGUACAACACAUCUUCUGUUCAAUCCAAGAAGACAAGACGUUCGACUUGCACAGAUAAUGGUUUUGUUAGCAGAACUUGAUCGACAUUCGAUCGUUAAACCUGGCAAAUUGGACAGAAUGCCAUGCAUUGUGACGGGUGAUUUCAAUUUGCAAGCAAAUUCCGCUCCUUUUCAAUUAAUUACAACCGGAAAACUUUGCUAUGAAAACCUAGCGAAAACAUCUCUCAGCGAAUCGGGAGCUUACGGAUUACCGUUGACUGGAAAAAAUUUUAUAUCCCACCAAUUACGGAUCACUGACAACUGUCAACAUAUUGACUGCGUUGAAAGCGACUACAAAAAUUGCCCACAACAGAUUCCAAUCAAGGACAAACAUCCAAACCAUUCUACGCUAUUUGCUACUGGAACUCUAUCUCACGAAUUAAAUUUAAGAUCAGCAUAUGAUCAUUUUGAUGGAAUGUCAUAUGGCUCGAUAUUUCAAAACGGGUGGGUCACUGUCGAUCAUAUAUUUUAUAGUAAAGCGAAGAAAAAACAAAGAUCUCCUAAAAAUGGGACAUUGCAAUUGCUUUCUGUCUAUCAAUUGCCAACUAUGAAGCAAUGUAGGGCAAUUGGAAUUUUACCGAAUGAGGAACACGGUUCGGAUCAUUUGAUACUGGCAGCGCGCUUUUAUUUAAAAUUUCCUAUAAUUGAGUAAUGGAUGUUGGUUAUAUUCCAAAGACGGCAGAGUUUUAUUGAUUGUUCUUUUACAGAUGAAAUAUAUUUUUGUUAAUAAAAGUUUUGUGAUUCAAAAACGA